CCCUGGCGUUCCCCUCCCCCGCGUCGUCGUCUCUUCUCUCCCCAAAAGGAUCCCCCAAACCCUACCGCCGAUCCGGGCCCAGAUCGCCAUGGCCGCCCCCAACAGCAACGACGCGGCCAGCGCCAGUGGCACCGGCCCGGCUGGUGAGGAGGACAUCUCCAUCGAGGCGUUGGCGCGGCGCGUGCAGGAGCACAUGACCCUCAGUUCCAACCCCGCCGCUCGCCGCCACAAGUUCUGGGAAACGCAGCCCGUCGGCCAGUUCCGCGACGUCGCCGACACAUCGCUACCGGACGGCCCCAUCGAGCCGCCCACGCCACUCUCCGAGGUGCGCGCCGACCCCUACCCGCUACCCGCCGCCUUCGAGUGGCUCACCUGCGACCUCGAUGACGACGCGCUCCUCGCCGACCUCUACUCGCUGCUUGCCCACAACUACGUCGAGGACGACGAGAACAUGUUCCGCUUCAACUACUCUCCGGCCUUCCUCCGCUGGGCGCUCAAGCCGCCGUCCUUCUUCCGGGCCUGGCACAUCGGCGUUCGCGCCAAGGAGUCCAAGAAGCUCGUCGCCUUCAUCUCGGGCGUCCCGGCCCGCAUCCGCGCUCGGGACGACGUCGUCCGCAUGGCCGAGAUCAACUUCCUCUGCGUCCACAAGAAGCUCCGAUCCAAGCGCCUGGCGCCCGUGCUCAUCCGGGAGGUCACCCGCCGCGUCCACCAGGAGAACAUUUGGCAGGCUGCAUACACCGCGGGGGUCGUCCUCCCAACCCCCAUCACCACCUGCCGCUACUGGCACCGAUCCCUCAACCCCAAGAAGCUUAUCGAUGUUGGGUUCUCUCGCCUUGGUCCACGCAUGACAAUGAGCCGCACGGUCCGGCUAUACAAGCUGCCUGACGCGCCGCUCACCCCUGGGUUCCGCAGAAUGGAACUGCGGGAUGUUGCUGCGGUCACACGGCUGCUGAGGGCUUACCUUGCGAGGUUCGUGGUGGCACCGGAUUUUGAUGAGGUGGAUGUGGAGCACUGGCUGCUGCCGCAAGAGGAUGUCGUGGACAGCUACCUUGUGGAGAGCCCUGAGACGCAUGAGGUCACGGAUUUCUGCAGCUUUUACACGCUGCCCUCGUCGGUGCUGAACAAUGCUAACUAUGCAACGCUCAAAGCCGCAUACUCAUAUUACAACGUCUCUACCAAAACUGCAUUGCAGCAGCUGAUGAAUGAUGCUCUGAUUGUUGCCAAGCAGAAGAAUUACGAUGUGUUCAAUGCUCUCGAUGUCAUGGAGAAUGAGUCGUUCCUCAAGGAGCUCAAGUUUGGUCCUGGAGAUGGGCAGCUCCACUAUUACCUCUACAACUACCGUAUUCGCAAUGGCAUCAAGCCCUCUGAGCUUGGUCUUGUGCUACUAUAGGGCAGUCUAAUCAGGACAGUCCUGAGUUUACACCUUCCCUUCCGCAGCAGGUCUCAUUGUGCAAUCCCAGUGGUUUCUCAUUUUGCCUACUGUGGUAGUGAUUCUCCUUGAUAUGAUUGCCAUGGUCACUGAUAGGAGUCCCAAGAUGAUUUGCAAACAAGGGAGACUGGAAUUAGAGAUAUCCUUUCCUCAAUUUAAGGUUACUGUUCCCAUUAGUGACAUUUCGCGUGCAUCGUCCACAAUGUGUAUGCUGGCACCGAUUUUACCGAGAAAUUUUGAUGUGUAUUCGAAGUUGUUUGUGUGCUGUUGUGCUAUGUCUGCACAUGUAUGGAUGUCUUGAUGCUAGAACUGCUGCCACAGCUCCUUCAGCCCUACCCAAAUUUUGAUGGUUUCUUUUUAUUAUGAACAAGUUCUAUUAGUUUGCC
Zea mays is the source of this 1815-nucleotide messenger RNA. Its product is annotated as glycylpeptide N-tetradecanoyltransferase 1. Gene Ontology annotation, cellular component: cytoplasm. The transcript is spliced from 2 exons. Gene Ontology annotation, molecular function: glycylpeptide N-tetradecanoyltransferase activity. The record is from RefSeq and is marked provisional. NCBI's taxonomy places the organism in Eukaryota, Viridiplantae, Streptophyta, Magnoliopsida, Poales, Poaceae. Bases 89 to 1390 code for a protein of 433 amino acids. Gene Ontology annotation, biological process: N-terminal peptidyl-glycine N-myristoylation.